AUGGAUGCGGGGGGGAGGGGAGGGGACUGGAGAGAGAGGAGAAGGAACAUCAAGAGAGAGGAAGAGAAGAAAGCACUUGUACGCGAAAAGAGGAGAAAGAUAGUGGGGGAGAAACGCCAGCAGCUUGAGGUUCAAGGUGACUGCGGAAGCUCCCCAGAGAGCAGAGAGAGAAGAGUGAGUCACCCGAGAAACAGCAGGCUGACUCAGACCCCGAAAGUCGAGAGGAUGGGAGUUGAAGGCCAGUUCGACGUCCCGAUUUCGCGAAUUUCGAACUCCACUCCGCGCGAAAAAGCUUCUGGGGCUUCGCUGUCUGAAUCGCAAAGAAGUCGAAAAGUCGCGGAAACAUCGAGAGGGUCGCAAAGAAGUCAAGAAGCCGCCGGGACAGUCUCUUUCUCUCCGGGCACGCGCGCGUCUCCCCAACAGCGCUGGGGUUGUCCGCUGAGGGGAACCGCGCGGAAGAAGGGAGCGAAGUAAACGGAGAACUCGCUUUUUUCGUUUCCAGAAAAUGCACACAGAGACAGGCGGCGCAGAAAAAGCAGAAAAGGAGACACAAAGGAUCUCCUCUCAGCGCCUCCGGGCGCGCCCCCGCGCGCGUGGUACGUACGUCGAGCGGCGAGUCUUCUGUGGGAUGCGAGAGCCCGCCAGAGCUCCAGGCUCAAGAGCAGGUGGAGCAUGGCGAGCACAGCAACUUCGUCCUCUUUCCUGAUCGUCUCUACAAAACGCCGCAGAGGUGUCAGGAGCAAAGAACAGAGUGCAAAAACAGCUCCAGUCAGACCGCAGUCAGCGAAGUGACCGAGAGAGAGAGGAGGGCGAACGUCGAAGCUCGCGAGUCUUUCAUCCA
Molecule: messenger RNA, 841 nt
Organism: Toxoplasma gondii ME49
Lineage: Eukaryota; Apicomplexa; Conoidasida; Eucoccidiorida; Sarcocystidae
Exons: 1
Coding region: 1-474 (157 amino acids)
Source: RefSeq, a predicted model, not a curated record